Messenger RNA from Drosophila ficusphila, 2132 nucleotides. RefSeq lists its product as uncharacterized. The coding region runs from base 345 to 1790 and encodes 481 amino acids. NCBI's taxonomy places the organism in Eukaryota, Metazoa, Arthropoda, Insecta, Diptera, Drosophilidae. The record is from RefSeq and is a predicted model, not a curated record. The transcript is spliced from 2 exons.
CGUUCCACCAAUCACAUCUGUUAUUGUUUACUACAUGCAAUUUGUUUACGUUUGCAUUUUGUUUACGAUGCUGAAGUAAGAUUUUUAAACUUUUUUGGGAGUUGGGAAGUUAUGCUUCAACCCACUUCAGAAAAUUAAUUAUUUGGAAAGCGUUGCUACCAGCAAAAAUGUAUAAAACAUUUUGAGUAUGGAAGGGUGUCCACAGAAAAGCCCGUGUCUCUACUUUCUCUUGAUGGCAUUUCGCAUCCUCAACUGACCAGCAACGAAACCCUAUGCUCUUCCUGUGGUGCGAAGCGCAACAUACUUAAUACCAGCAAACGGAGCUUCAAAACAUUUGAAAAUUCAUGGGUUCUCGGUCGCUACAGAUCGAGGAUGCUCUGGAGCAACAGUUGAAGUUAAACAAAAGUGCCUUUACCCGUGAUAAUUCUCAGACUGUCAACGAGCAACUACAUCACUAUGCACGGAUCAACGACGAACAGCAACGGCUGGGAAAUAAUGACUACAGUCAGAGCAGUAGCAACACUGCGGACAACGGUGUUUCCUUACCCAUAGAGGACACAGAGGACUUUGACAGAGAAGAUCCCAAAAACGAGUAUUCAACGAUGCAUCGCAGUGAUCUUGUUCAACGACGAUUUGCUGAUUUCUCGGAGGUUUCUCCAAAGGAAUUUAGUGAAACAACCUCGGACGAAUGGUACGCUAGUGCCUCGGAUCAGGAAGAGACAACAGUGCCGGUCAAUCCGUACAGCCGGGAAGCGGUUAAUCCCGUGCUCGAGUGCGUCAACCAGAUAUUAAUUCAACAGUCGAUGGAGGAAGCUCCGAACUCAGUAGAUACCGAGUGCAGUAAACGCAAGCGGGUACACUUUUCCACUAGAAAUAACGUGGAGUAUGUACCUCAGCCAGACGACGAUGAGCAUGUUGUUCAGCGGCAACAAAUAUUGUUGCAUUACCAACCUAUUGUCCCCGCUGUUGAUGCCAGUCAUUACGAGAGCAUCGAUAGCAACAAGUACGAGCCUAUAGGGUCUGAGCGUGAUUCAAAUCUUUACGUGGAUAUGACAGCCAGUCUCACUGACUUAAGCCCAAUCCACAAACCACCUCCCGCUCUGCCUCCGAAGCCAGCCAACUUGCUCAAGUUCAAGAAGUCAUUUAAUCAGUUGAAGGAGCCAAUAAAAGACGAAAACGACUGCUCCACUUCCAUAAUUUCAGCUACUGAACCCGAUUACUGUUCUAUUUCCGACGUUGUCGUGAAAAGCGUUCCGUUGGCCUAUGUUAAUAAGAAACUUGUGCAGAAAGUUGAAGCUAAUGAAAUUGAGGAGAUUUUGGCCGACAUACCCAAGCUUCCCAAUGUUGCGGCUAUCAUUGCGCCAAAGGAGUCUGCCUCCGACUAUCUGAUAAUGACCCCCAAGACUGCACAGGCACCUCGGUCGCCCCAAUUUCAAUCGCAGAGCGAUGAGAAAUGUAAGCACGUACCAAUUAUACUGACCGAGAUAAAUAGGCGCAUAAGUAAGCCCAACUUUUCGACCAUGCCCAAAAGGCUGCCUAGCACCCCUCCGCCAAAAACGAUGAUGUGUCCGAUAGCGGAUUACUUGGACGACAUGCCCAUUCAAGCGGAAUUCGAUUGGUACAACCUGGACGUAGAAUACGAUCAAAGCCAGGGAUCGAGUAUUAACUUACCUGAUGAUGGUUUUCUAGAGAAGAUCUGCAAUGACAACGAUGGUUUGAUCAGUGCCGCCGACGAAUACAACCUAGACGAGGAGUUUCAGCAGGAGCCCCCAUUGAUGGAGCAAAAAUGAUGAAAUCCUCGAUCCGUGCCGUAAAAUUAGAAAAUUAUGUCCCUUUAGUUUUACAUCAUUGUUGAUUCAACCGUAACUUCCAUGGCCUUUUACUGAACUAUGUUCUGGCAAUAAUAGAUUAUGUUCUAUAUUUAAAAUUGUCCCCUACCGCUCAUAAAACAAUUAAAACUAACAUUUUUAGCAAUUAAUUAUGCCUUAAAUAUGUUUUAUUUAACUCAUUGUAUUCAUAUCACGUAUAACUUUCCGCGAAGCGUACCGUCCACUCGGUUAACAUUAAACUUAAACAGUGAAAAACAGUUUUUCCAACCAAUAAAGUCAAAAUGAAAAUAAAAAUCGCUUAAA